This is a messenger RNA of Uloborus diversus, 1901 nucleotides long. RefSeq lists its product as uncharacterized. The record is from RefSeq and is a predicted model, not a curated record. The transcript has 5 exons. The coding region runs from base 263 to 1693 and encodes 476 amino acids. Gene Ontology annotation, molecular function: zinc ion binding. Lineage: Eukaryota; Metazoa; Arthropoda; Arachnida; Araneae; Uloboridae.
AUUGGUCGCUUCCUCGACCCGUGCUUGUUGUCAGGGCGUUCGGUCACCAGCUGGCUGCGGUUCUCUUUUCAACCAAAACAUCCGACCCGCAAAGACGUUCCAUUCGCACUCUUCCGUUUAUUUACCUGGCCUAAACUGAGCGAAGAGAAUAUGAAUGUUGUGAAAAACUGUAUGCACAUACAUAUGAUCUUCACCUUUGUUACAUGAUUAUUGUUCAAGCCUGAUUUGUUGCCAGUAGUGCUAGAAGAUUCUUAAGACUACUAUGUGCAAACACAAAUCAGGUGGAAUGAGCAAGCCAUCGGGGACCACAACCCAGAGUGGUGGUGGUCUUGCCGAGCGGACAUCUAGUCGCAACUGCCCGCAGGAUGGAACAACCAGCUCUCAGGUACCUGCUCCUACCUACCGCUCGCAGACGAUAGGUCCUGAUUCGGAAACCCCGACUACCUGCAGUGAUUCUUGCGACGAGAACAGCGAGACCGAGGGAUCUCUGCAAAGCUACACCAUUGCCAAUGCACUGGAGUCAGUGGAGUCGGACGAAGAGGACACCGAACAGUCCCCGAUGCUGUACUGCACAGCAUUCGACGAACCGCGACGUUUCGACCCUUAUUCGUGUGCUGCAAACUGUGAUAUCGCGAUGUAUAAUAAACUCGAUUUACAAAACGCUCUUCAGAAGCCUGUAUCUUACAUACCAGUACCAUACCGGAGUGCCGGUGCAAUGGCAUGUUCCACUUACUUCAAUGGCUGCAGAAACGAGUACGAAUUUUCCGAAUCUGCAAAAUCGAAAAGGAAGUGGCUUCUCAAUCAAAAGUGCAAGAGUGCAGACGGUGCUUGUGUUGCUUCUGUUUCGAACCCCGCUGCUGCUCAGUAUAUGAGAGAACACGCCACGAACGAUGCAUUCGAAAGACAAUGGCCCGACGAUGCAGAACCGGUGGCUGGACCAUCGGGACUGCAGAACCUGGACUGGGAAGUGGGCGAAUUCCGCGGUCGGAGUUACAGCCUCACGCCCACUAUCCACUUGGAAUCGGAAGCAUUCGAGCCCCAGACGACGGAAGUGCCCCCAAAGCCGGUCGACGAUGCGUACCGUGUGUCCAUUCCCGUUUCACCUUCAGCUGCUCAGCUCAGCAUAGCGAGCAGUUACGGAGAGAACGGGUCCCCCAUUUGCAAGAUUUGCCAUAUGACUGCCAGAGAGAAUGAUCCCCUCAUAUCCCCUUGUAGAUGUUCUGGAACAAUGCAGUACAUUCACUGCGGUUGCCUCAUGAGGUGGUUGGAAGUUUGCCAUAAACGAGGUCGCAGACCGGCAAGUUGUGAACUAUGCCAAUAUCAGUAUCACUGGCACAAGAAAUUUAAAAUUCGACACUGGCAGAUGCCGCAGUGCUCCAGAAAGGACAAGAUUCUGCAUCUCCUCUUCUUCCUGUCUGUGCUGCUGAUGAUCACAUGCGCCUCCAUCACAGUGCUCUGCUUCAAGCAGGACAAGGGCACCAAAAUGGACCCGGACCGCACCGAACUGACCCACUCCGAGAUAGUGACCCUCGUGUGCGGGGUGCUCUUCUUCUUCGCCUUCUUCGUCGCCAUGUACGUAGAAGUCAAGUCGCACAACACCCUCUACCAGCUCCUAGUCAAGUUCAUCCACAUCAACCAGCAGUGGUACAUCGACGAGUACGAGAAGAAGGAAACCUCCCCGGUGGCGGUUUGACAUUAGUGGCUCGAGAGCGGACAUUUCGGCUCUCGGAACUUUUUUGACUUUUUUUUGAGAGAUUGUAUCUCUGCAUCCCCAGGCUCAUCUGUCAUCGUUAAGAUUUCAUAUUUAUGCUAGGCUGUACAGAUCUGACAUCCACCUAUAAGUUCAGUAUUUUCUCUUACUACUUUUUAAGAAAUCUUUAUGAUAAAUAAAAAUAAAUUGU